Molecule: messenger RNA, 609 nt
Organism: Bipolaris oryzae ATCC 44560
Lineage: Eukaryota; Fungi; Ascomycota; Dothideomycetes; Pleosporales; Pleosporaceae
Exons: 2
Molecular function (GO): endonuclease activity; DNA binding
Source: RefSeq, a predicted model, not a curated record
GUUACCUAUGAAAACCCUUUAAAAAGUAGACACGAUAUUUGUUUUAACUAUAAAAAUUUUAGAGGGUGUUAUCUAUGGACUUCAAAAACUACAGGUAAACAAUACAUAGGUAGUUCUAUAAAUCUAAGUCUAAGACUUACUGAAUAUUUUAGAGAAAGUUAUCUAACUCUGCAAAGUGGGAGAGGUAGUAUAAUUUGUAGAGCUAUACUUAAAUAUGGUCAGGAUGACUUUUAUUUAUCUAUUCUUAGUUUAGGCUCUUUAGGAGAUAAAGAUAAUUAUUAUAAACCUAAGUAUAAUAUAUUGAAAAUAGCGGGAAGCUCCCAAGGUUUUACACAUAAAAUUGAAACAAUAGUAAAACUAAAAGAACUUUUCAGAAAAGAAAAUCACCCAAAAUAUGGAUAUAUAUCUUCUUCGGAUACAAAAAAAGCGAUUAGCGAAGGUAUUAAACAAUUUUAUAUCAAUAACUCUCAUACUAAAAAAGGUUUAAAAGGAAAAUUAUCAGCCCAAUAUGGUAUAGGUGGUAAAUUUGUUUAUUGUUAUGAUAAAAAAAAUAAUGAAUUAAUUUUUCCUUCUAUAAACGCGGCUAGACAACAUUUUAAAACAAGAUGA